Pneumocystis carinii B80 is the source of this 1885-nucleotide messenger RNA. RefSeq lists its product as hypothetical. Gene Ontology annotation, cellular component: cytoplasm; SUMO activating enzyme complex. The record is from RefSeq and is a predicted model, not a curated record. Gene Ontology annotation, molecular function: SUMO activating enzyme activity. Lineage: Eukaryota; Fungi; Ascomycota; Pneumocystomycetes; Pneumocystales; Pneumocystaceae. The coding region runs from base 40 to 1839 and encodes 599 amino acids. Gene Ontology annotation, biological process: protein sumoylation. The transcript is spliced from 12 exons.
GAGCAGACUUCAUUUUUUUUAUUAAUAAGAAAAGAUAAGAUGGCUCAGCAGAAAAUAGAGAAACCAUGCGAGGAUCUUAUAGCUAAGACGUCAUCAUCAAAGGUACUUUUAGUUGGAGCAGGUGGUAUUGGAUGUGAGCUACUUAAGAACCUUUUAUUGUCUGGAUUUGGAGAAAUACAUAUUAUUGAUUUAGAUACGAUUGAUUUAUCAAAUCUUAAUCGUCAAUUUUUAUUUGAAAAAAAGCAUAUUAAAAAGCCGAAAUCAUUAGUUGCAAAAGAAAAUGCUCAAAAAUUUAAUCCUAAAGCCAAACUUAAAGCGUAUCAUUCGGAUAUUAAAGAUUCGAGGUUUAAUAUAUUCUGGUUUCAAAAGUUUACGUUAGUAUUUAAUGCAUUGGAUAACUUGGAUGCUCGUCGUCAUGUUAAUAAAAUGUGUUUAAUAGCAGGUGUUCCUCUUAUUGAAAGUGGAACGAUGGGAUUUCGUGGCCAGGUCCAGGUUAUAAUUAAAGGAAAAACAGAAUGUUAUGAUUGUAACCCGAAGGAAACGCCGAAAACCUAUCCUAUUUGUACUAUAAGAAUGACGCCUACAUUACCUAUUCAUUGUACGGUUUGGGCAAAAAAUUACUUAUUUUCGCAUAUUUUUGAUACUAAAAAAGCAUUUGAUACAGAAAAUAAUGAGAAAGAAGAUAUGGAUGAUUUAUAUAUUACAAAAAAUAUUUUUAAGAAUAUCAAAGAUUCUAUAAAAGAUGGGAAUUUUGCUAAGGAAUUGUUCAAGAAACUUUACUUUGAUGACAUUAUGCAAUUAAAAUCUAUGGAAGAAAUAUCUAAAAUAUUAAAAAUAAUAAAUCCUCUUUCAUAUGAAGAUUUGAAAUCGAAAUCUGAUACAAUUGAUAAAGAAAGAUUAAAAAAUAGCCAAUUAGUAUGGACUAUUGAAGAAAAUUUUUAUGUUUUUCUAUUGAGUUUGGAAAAUCUUCUACGAAGAUUUAUUUCACUCUUGGAUUCAUCCUCAGAAGAUAAUAAAUCUUCUAUUUCAUUCGAUAAAGAUGAUGAAGAUAUGUUAAAUUUUGUAUCCUCAUCAGCUAAUCUUCGAUCUUAUGUUUUUGGCAUUGAGCAAAAGUCAAAAUUUGAAAUUAAACAAAUGGCAGGAAACAUUAUACCAUCUAUUGCAACUACAAAUUCCAUAAUUUCUGGUAUUUGUGUUCUACAAGCAUUUCAUGUAUUAUCCAAUAACUUGAAUUCUCUUAGAACAGUAUUUUAUUCGAGACGUCCAGAAAAAGUAUUUAACAGUGCACCUGCAAGUCUUCCAAAUCCACAAUGUGAACUUUGUGGAAUAGAAACGUCUUUAUUUUCAGUAGAUAUUAACUCUGCAACACUUAAAAAUUUAGUUAUAAAUGUUCUACAAGAAGGACUAGGAUAUGGUGAAGAAAUAAGCAUUAUAAGUGAUAGACUAUUGUAUGACAUUGAAUUCGAAGAUAAUCUUGACAAAUUACUCAAGGACAUUGGAGUUCAAAAUGGUACAUUUUUAACUAUUAUUGAUGAAGAUGAUAAUGAAAAAUUAAACAGAAAAAACUUAAUAUUAGUAAUAAAAGAAAAGACAUUCAAAAACACAGAAAAACCAUAUUCCAUGUUAAAUAUUACAAUACCCAGGCAUUCAUAUAAUCAUGAAGCUGAGAAAAAUGAUAUAACUAAUGAAAAUAAUAAUGAUAAUGAUUUUCAAGCUUUAAAAAAAAGAAAAUCAGAUUACCUAGAUUCAGAAUCUAAUUCAAUUCUUAAAAAAACUAAAAUGGAUCCUAUUAUUAUUGAUGACGAUGACAGCGAUGUUGUUCUAUUAGAUUGUAUAUGAAAACACACAUUUUUAAAUACCACCAUCUAUGUACAGUGUAGUUCCU